This is a messenger RNA of Solanum tuberosum (potato), 675 nucleotides long. RefSeq names its product peptide methionine sulfoxide reductase MsrB. The record is from RefSeq and is a predicted model, not a curated record. The coding region runs from base 176 to 556 and encodes 126 amino acids. The transcript has a single exon. NCBI's taxonomy places the organism in Eukaryota, Viridiplantae, Streptophyta, Magnoliopsida, Solanales, Solanaceae.
GGUCGGACCGGUAACCUUGUUCUUGCCGCCUAGCGUCUAGAUUAUCAGACUUUUCAACGCCUUCCCAAAUUCACGGAGAACGCGGUUUUGACACCUUCACAACCCAAUUCAUCUUCCCCAAAUUUUUCCCUUCAUAAAAACCCCUUUCCACAAUCGAACCCCUUCACCGUCAAAGAUGGCAUCAAUCUACAGUUGUAAAGAGUGCCAUACAAACUUCAAUCUCCAUACCAACUAUCUUUUCCCACCGGAUUUUUACUUCGAAGCAGGCAAUAAAGGUACUCUAUCUUUUUCCGCUGUUGAUUCAUCCAAAUUCAAGUUCGAGAAAGAAGAUAAAAUUAGACCCUUUUUCGAAACCCUUGAUUAUUGGGGAAUUCAAAGGAAAAGGACUAAGAUGAUGUGUAUGAAUUGUGGGAAGGUCGUGGGCUAUGUGUAUGAUGAUGGGCCACCGAUGACUGAUAGUCCGGGUCAGUUUCAUUUUGGUCCUAGUCAGGUUAUUCCUAGAGCUGCAAGGUAUAGGAUGAAAAAUAAAGCUUUGAAGAUUACUUCUGAAACUUGACAUGUUAUUUAAUUUUUGAUUUUUUUUUUGGGGGAGGGGGGGAUUUUAGAUGUUGAGGUUUGUAUAUGGAUUAAGAGAUGUAUGAUGUUUGUGUAUAUGAGAUUUUGAUUUUUACAUUU